This is a messenger RNA of Sitodiplosis mosellana (orange wheat blossom midge), 2507 nucleotides long. RefSeq names its product putative vitellogenin receptor. The transcript is spliced from 6 exons. Lineage: Eukaryota; Metazoa; Arthropoda; Insecta; Diptera; Cecidomyiidae. The record is from RefSeq and is a predicted model, not a curated record. Gene Ontology annotation, molecular function: calcium ion binding; protein binding. The coding region runs from base 1 to 2232 and encodes 743 amino acids.
AUGGAUUGGGACUGUGCAACUGGCGAAGAUGAGCUUGAAACUACCUGUCGUCAGUCGGAGAGCAGAACUUGCAACGCUAAAGAAUUUAAAUGCUCAAACAAUCAAUGUAUUCCGACUGCCUGGGUUUGUGAUGGCGCCUUGGAUUGCUCAAAUGAUGAGGAAAAUUGCCCCCCCGAAAAAUGCACGGACGAUAUGAUGCAGUGCGAGCAUGGAACAUGCAUUUCAAAAUCAUUAUGGUGCAAUGGCGCCAACGAUUGCGGUGACUUCUCGGAUGAAACCGGUUGCGAGGCUUGGAACAAGGAUCAAGUGGAGAUCGUAUGUGGUGAUGGCGAAACAAAAAUGUUCCAAUGCAGAAAUAACAAAACAAUCUGUUUAGAUAUGAGUAAACGAUGCAAUGGAUACGCUGACUGUCCCAAAGGUGAAGAUGAAUUGGAUUGUGACCAGUGCACAGAGCAUGAGUUCAAGUGUGGUCCAAGUGAGUGCAUACCAAUGAAAUGGCGUUGUGACAAUCAUAAGGACUGUAAAGAUGGAAGCGAUGAAUUGAAGUGUGGCAACAGCACCGCCGAUCACCAUUAUUAUCACCCGGCCUGUUCAGAUGACGAGUUUAAAUGUAAAAAUGAAGAAUGUGUUGAUUGGGACCAUGUUUGCGAUAACAAACCCCAUUGCGAAGAUGGUUCAGAUGAGGGAGCGAACUGUGCAACAGCAUGUAAGAAUUCACCAUGCGAUCAAAUAUGCGCUCGAUCACCGAAUGGUCCAGUUUGUGCCUGUCACGAUGGAUAUUCCCUGAAUCCCGACAAAAAAUCAUGUAGCGACAUCAACGAAUGCACAAGCGGCCAUUCGCCGUGUGCACAAAAGUGCGAAAAUACAUUUGGAUCAUAUCGAUGUUCUUGUUUCAGUGGCUUUGCAUUGAGCACCGAUAAAAUGUCAUGCAAAUCAACGAAUAGCAAAAUGUUUAUGUUUUACUCGUCAUUCGAUACAAUUUACCGAUUAGAUCAUAUCUUUUUGACGCCCAUAAAAUCUACGAAUGAUUCGAAGAUUGUCGGUCUCGAUAUGCAUUUCGACAAAAAAAUGCUGUAUUUCACCAUAGAAGACAGCGGUGCAUUGUACGAAUUUAAUUUUACACAAGACGGUGCUGCUGUGAAUACGGUAACAAAUAUUGGUAUGCCAACACAUGUGGCUGUCGAUUGGAUUACCGACAACGUGUAUUUCAUCGAUAAAUCAGUGGCCAUCAAAGUGUGUCACAUGGAAAAUCGCAAGUGUAUCACAUUGAUUGAAUUUAAAGAAGGCGAACACAUCAAAUCGCUUGCCGUUGAUGCACUGCAUCAUCGCCUGUUCUAUGUGAUUGUAAAAAAAUUCGAAUUCACCAUGCCCGAGAGUAAAAUCAUUGCACACGGAUUGGACGGUAGUCAUAAGCAAAUGAUAACCAAAGAUUCGUUUUUCGUGCCGUCAAUAACAUGUGACUUUUACACGGAACGCAUCUACUAUGUGGGCUUGGAGACGAAAACGAUUUGGUCGGUGCGAUACGAUGGAACGGGAAAACAACUGAUGAUUGCCCGAAACGAGUUCAUAACACGACCCAUCGAAAUCACACUGUUCGAGAGUCAUGCUUAUGUGUCGAAUGCUGGAUCGAAAAUAAUUGUCAAAUGCCCAAUGUAUGGUGACCGACGUUGCCAACAAUUCCCGCUGAACGUCAAUCAUGUGGAUAAUCUAGUAAUCGCACACAAAUCGCGACAAAAAUCCACCGAAAACUUGUGUGCGAACAACAAGUGCAAUACGAUUUGCACUCCAUCCGAUAUGGGUGCUAAAUGCAUCUGUGAUUUUGGUCAAUCGGUUGGGGCUGGCGUUGAAUGCAUGACUGAACAACAAAACCAGCCGCUAUUCCAUCAAAACGGUUCGGAAGAGGAAUCGGGCAGCAUGGCAAAAACUGUUUUAAGCACACUCCUCAUAAUCGCAUUGUUGAUAGCACUUGUAAUGGGGGGACUUUUUGUUUACAAGCGUUUUUUUACCAAGACUAACCACACGAUUAGCAUGCAUUUCGAGAAUCCCAGGUCGGCAAUCGAAACGGCGCGUGUGAAAAUGUGUAAACUCAAUGAAAUCAUGAUCCAUCGUCAGAAUAACAACAACAACCAUCGAGGCGAUGUGCCGCCACCAUCAACAAUGAUUGAAGAGCAAGAAAUUACUGAUCUAUCCACUCCCAUAACAAGCGAUGACACGCAAAAAUUAUUAUUUUAAGUAGUUAUUAGAAACAGCCGAUGGCUUUUUGUUAAAUAUUUAAAGAAAAAAAUGCCCUAUAUUCCUAGUUUUUCAGGAGCAAAAAUGACAAAAUUGUAAAUUUGUAAAUUGUCAGCGCUAUCAAGUCAUAGGCAAUAUUGUAUCGAACAUUGAUUGUAAAAUUUAAUUCACUAUUGAUUUUAAUGAGCUAUUGCUCAAGCCAUUGUGAUACACAGAAAAAACGAGUAAUGUAUAUACUAUAUAAUAAAUGCGGGCCAUUUCGAAGACGUUUAAAA